This is a messenger RNA of Prunus dulcis (almond), 2074 nucleotides long. Its product is annotated as syntaxin-112-like. Lineage: Eukaryota; Viridiplantae; Streptophyta; Magnoliopsida; Rosales; Rosaceae. Gene Ontology annotation, molecular function: SNARE binding; SNAP receptor activity; catalytic activity. Gene Ontology annotation, cellular component: plasma membrane; endomembrane system; SNARE complex. The transcript is spliced from 8 exons. The record is from RefSeq and is a predicted model, not a curated record. Gene Ontology annotation, biological process: exocytosis; biosynthetic process; intracellular protein transport.
CUUCAUUCUUCGUCUUUUUCAUUGUAAAUUUUGAUGUUAUCUUCAUUAAAUCUGAGAAAUUGUGUCCAAAUUCCUUUAAUUUUAAUUUUCUUACACUUGUGCGGAUGCGGUGAGGUCGGCUUAGAUCGGAGGAAAAGUUCAAAAUUUAUUUCUUAGUUGAGUUGAUUGCAUUUUCGCCACAGUUAGCCACAGUUGGCAUAUAGAAAGCGAACGUUGAAAACUAAAGAACCAAAGCUCUUCAAUUUCAGAGAGAGACGGAACACUUGCUCAGCCCCAUACAUAGGAGAAAAAGUUCAACUUCAAAGCAUUAAAAACAUCGUAGAUUCUUACGUCUCAGAAUACCACUCUCAACUCACAGUUUAAACUCGCGCGUCAAAAUGGCGACUUUGGAGGAUUCGCUGGUGAAUUCCAAGCUCUCUCCGCCGAAUACAUAUGGAGCCGUGGUUCUUGGCGGCACCUUUGACCGAUUACACGAUGGCCAUCGCCUUUUUCUCAAGGCAGCGGCGGAGCUGGCAAGGGAUCGAAUUGUGGUUGGACUAUGCGACGGACCCAUGUUGACCAAAAAACAGUUUGCUGAUUUGAUACAACCCAUUGAGGAAAGGAGGCAUAAUGUUGAAAAUUACAUCAAGUCUAUCAAGCAGGGGCUGGCAGUGCAAGUUGAACCUAUUACGGAUCCCUAUGGCCCCUCAAUAGUUGAUGAAAAUUUGGAGGCAAUUGUUGUCAGCAAGGAGACUUUGCCCGGUGGACUAUCUGUUAAUAAGAAGAGAGCGGACAGAGGCCUUUCACAACUUAAGAUUGAAGUUGUAGAUCUAGUUUCUGAAGCAUCUAGUGGAGAUAAGCUUAGUUCAACAACAUUAAGGAGCCUUGAAGUGGAGAAGGUGAAGAAUCAACAGCCGGUGUAAACCUAGCCCUUACUUCUGAAAAAUGUUUCUGGAAACUAUGCAAGUGUAAUGUGUGGGUAUUGCAAAUUCUUUGAAAAGAUGAAUGAUUUGAUGACUAAAUCGUUCUUAAAUUAUGUGGAACUGAAGAAACAGGCACAGAAGGACCUCGAAGCCGAUCUUGAUGUUGAAGCAGGCCAAGGCCAACUCAACCCGUCAGACCAAGAAAACCUCUCUCUGUUUUUCCAAGAAGUCACACCAAUCAAGAGCGAUAUGGAAGAGAUCACCAAUCUCUUGUAUGAUCUUCAGAGCCUGAAUGAAGAGGCAAAGUCCACCCACAGUGCCAAGAUCCUUCGCGGGCUUAGAGACCGGAUGGAAUCUGAUAUGGUGGCAGUGCUUCGAAAGGCGAGGAUUGUCAAGGCAAGGCUUGAAGCGCUUGAUAAGUCCAAUGUGAUCAGUAGAAAAAUUUCGGAUGCGUAUAAGGAAGGAAGCACUGUUGACCGGACCAGAAUGUCCACCACUUGUGGCUUGAGAGUCAAGCUUAGGGACAUGAUGGACAAUUUCCAAUCUUUGAGAGAAAAGAUUGUUGCAGAUCACAAGGAAGAUCUCAAGAGGAGGUACUAUAGUGCAAUCGGUGAGUUGCCGUCUGAUGAGAUGAUCGAAAAGAUGAUUUCUGGAAGUUUGAAAGUUGAAUUGUUUGAGGGGAAGACAGAAUUGGAUAUGGGGAACAAAGUUAGACAUGAGGCAGUCAUGGAUAUCCAGAGAAGCCUGAACAAGCUUCAUCAGGUGUUUCUUGACAUGGCUGUUCUGGUUGAGGCACAAGGUGAAGACAUUGACAAUAUUGAAGAGAAUGUGGCCAAUGCAAGUUAUUUUAUCAAUGGAGGGACAAACAGCCUUUACUAUGCCAGCCAGAUGAAGAAGAAGAGUAAGAAAUGGGUUUAUUGGGUUUGGGCUGUGGUUCUGAUUAUACUUCUGGUUUGUGUCAUUUCUACACUGGCUUCUUGAACAGAAAAGAGUCAGAAUUUUUUAUGUGGUCUAAAAACUGAAGUGGAUGACAGUGUUGAGGGGUUUUAGGGGUCUCUGAAUAUUCCUGAGCUUUCUGAGCUCAUAGAGUAGUUUAUCUACCGCUUUAUUGGCUGUUGCUUGUUGGUUGAGAAGAGUACUUCUCUUUAUACAUUUUGAGGUUCUGUUAAUCG